Messenger RNA from Paramecium octaurelia, 777 nucleotides. Lineage: Eukaryota; Ciliophora; Oligohymenophorea; Peniculida; Parameciidae. The record is from the annotation of a GenBank genome assembly.
AUGUAAGAAAAUGAGUUUGCAAUUUCAAUUUGCGUUCCUUCCUUCAAAAAAAAUGAUGAUGUUGUAUACUACUAGUUAGUGUAAGAUAAUCAUAUUAACUUUUAUAUAGAUUUACUGAGAAUAACUAAAGGUGUUCCUUUUCAGUCGAUUAUCGCUAUUCACAUUUAAAGAAACUACAUGAAUCAUUAUAAACUCUUAAAGGCAAUUUGCCGAAGUUUCCUCCGACUAAUUGGUGGAGAUCCACCAACCAGAAUGAUGAAUUAGUAGAGGAGAGAAGAAUACAGUUAGAUUACUUCUUUAAAACUCUCCUCUUAUGCAAAGAAGUGUGUAAGAGUUUGAUUAUGAAAAACUUCAUCCUCAAAUCACAAUGUUUGCAUCUAAAAAAGAUCGAGAAGGUAUUUAGAAUCUUAUUUAAAUUAGGAAUAACUAAUUCUGAUCAAAAAAGAAAGAGAAGCCGGAGCUGCUCCUAAUGUAACUUAGAAAAAAGCCAAAUCUCAAGUAAGUGAUUUGAUGAAAUUGUAGUUAACAACUCCAGUUUGUGGUCCAGCUGAAGAUCCAAUUGAAGAUCCCAGAGAGAGAUCCCGCUCUUGGGAAUUCAAAAUAGCCAAGAAGAAAUCACAAUCCAUGUGCAAUAAUAAUUAAUUGAAUAACGUAUAAUAUAUAUCAUAAGAAGUAGUUGUCCUUUGGGGGUAUUCCAAUUUUCAAAGGCAUUAUCCUGAGAUUGAAAUGAUAAAAAUAGAAUUCAUAAACAAUCAUUAAAAAUUCUUUAAUUGUUUC